AUGCCAAAUAAACAAAAGGGAAAGUGGGAUGAAACGAGCAUGAAAAAGGCUGUGGACCAUGUACUGUCAGGGAAAUAUAGCAUUAGGGAGGCAGCGUUCCACUUCUCUGUUCCUAAAAGUUCUUUAGGAGACAGGGUCGCGACUCUCCGAAAAGGAAAUGCCGUUAAAAUGACACCUGCAUUAGGAAGAUUUGAAAAUACAUUUAAUGUUGACUUAGAAAAUGAACUAGUGGGACACCUUAAGGAUUUGGAUAAUCGUUUUUUACCAGUCAACAAAAAGGAAUUUUUAACGUUAGCAUAUGAUCUCGCUGAGCAUUUCAAAUUACAGCAUCAAUUUAGUAAAACAAAAAAGACAACAGGAAAUAAAUUUUAUCGUGGGUUUAUAAACCGGCAUCCAGAAUAUUUGUUGCGUUCUGCCCAAUCAACUAGCCUUCAGAGAGCGCAAGGAUUUAACAAGCAACAAGUGGAGGCCUUUUUUGAGAAGCUGGAGAACCUGAUGAAGAAAUAUUCCUUUUCCCCAAGUAGGAUUUUUAACUGCGAUGAAACCGGCGUGUCUGUGGUACAUUCUAACGCACUAAAAGUUUUGUUAUUAAAGGGAAAAAAACAGGUCAGCAAACUAACAUCUGGUGAAAGAGGGAAAAAUAUAACUGUAAUGCUUUGUAUAAAUGCUGCAGGAGACCAAUUUAUACCACCUUUAUUUGUUUUUCCAAGGGAAAGAAUGGAUGUUAAACUUACGAAAGAUGCACCGGUUGGAAGCAUUUUUGUCGCUCAUCCAACUGGAUGGAUAACCGCCCAAGGAUUUUUAAAAUUGUUAAAUGCAUUCGUGGAUCGAGUUAAUCCGACUGAGGAAAACCCAAUUCUUUUAAUAUUGGACGGCCAUAGCACACAUAAAGAUCUGCAAGUUGCAUAUAAAAAUAUGCAAAAGAACACCACGUUCACAUCCUAA
Sitophilus oryzae (rice weevil) is the source of this 945-nucleotide messenger RNA. RefSeq lists its product as uncharacterized. Gene Ontology annotation, molecular function: DNA binding. Gene Ontology annotation, cellular component: nucleus. The transcript has a single exon. Bases 1 to 945 code for a protein of 314 amino acids. The record is from RefSeq and is a predicted model, not a curated record. Lineage: Eukaryota; Metazoa; Arthropoda; Insecta; Coleoptera; Curculionidae.